AGGAUGCCAAAGUAACCAUGCUAGGUGUGAUCCCGAGCAUUGUGAGAACAUGGAAAACUACAAAUUGUACAUCUGGCUUUGAUUGGUCAACCAUUCGUUGCUUUGGCUCCAGUGGUGAGGCAUCCAGUGUGGACGAAUACCUCUGGCUUAUGGGAAGAGCUCGAUAUAAACCUGUGAUAGAGUAUUGUGGUGGUACGGAGAUUGGUGGAGGAUUUGUAACUGGUUCCUUGCUACAGGCUCAAUCUUUGGCUGCAUUUAGCACAGCAGCUAUAGGCUGUAGCCUCUACAUUAUUGGCAAGGACGGAUUUCCUAUUCAGCAAGCGGCGAACUCAACAGCGCGCUUGAAGCAAGCACCGUGGUCAGCGACACAGAGAAGGUGGGCUGCGCGAACAUAGGCAGUAGCAGGCGGCGAACUCAACAGCACGUUAGAAGCAAGCACCGUGUUCAGCGACGCGAAGGCGGUGAUCUGUGCCAUAUUAGCCGCGCUCAUCUUCAAAGGAUCAGAGACUACCGUAAAUGUGGCAGUAGUCGACCCCGAGGCGGCGGCGGCUAUAAUCAGGUUCAUGGGAACCGAAAAAAAAAGAAAAAAAUUGUAUCUACAAACCUAGAACUCUUGAUACCAUGUGAAAUAAUGGGAAAGAGGUACUCCAAUAGGAGUCCUGACAGAUAUAUUUAUAAUAGAGGAGUUGCCAAAAUACAAA
This is a messenger RNA of Cuscuta epithymum, 701 nucleotides long. Lineage: Eukaryota; Viridiplantae; Streptophyta; Magnoliopsida; Solanales; Convolvulaceae. The record is from the annotation of a GenBank genome assembly.